GUCGAUCUCAUGUGAGUGACAGGUUGUGACGCUCAGAUUGUGCAGUCGGUGGAAUAACAUGGUUCCUUAUUUACUAUAGAAAUGCUGUCUAAAAAGGUGGGCAAACAGCUGGGUCACCCCACGUAUUCUUUAACUGGAUGGUUGGUAAGCAAGUUCUUUAAAUGGCACAAUCAGAUUUUGGAGGAGAAUGCUGUGAAACUGAGCAACAUACAACCCAACGACACGGUGCUGGAGCUGGGUCAUGGGCCGGGCCUUGGUCUGCAGGCGGCCUCGCAGUUCCUCACGGGCCCGAGAGGGAAACUGAUCGGUGUGGACUACUCACAAUACAUGCAUCAGAUGGCCAGUGAGCGCAUGAAGGAUCAGAUCUCCAGAGGAAAGGCUGUGUUGUAUUGCAGUGAUUUGGUGGCCAUGCCAAUAGAGGAAAACACUGUUGACAAGGUGUUUCACUGCAACUGUUAUUACUUCUGGCCGGAUCUGAAAGCGGGAGCGAGAGCGAUUCACAGAGUGAUGAAACCAGGUGGAAUUAUGGUUACAGCUCUCAGACUAGAGAGUGUUAAAAAAGUAGCCUCGAAGAACAUGUUUAGCGGGGAGAACUGGCGUCCUGAGGUCUACAUGGAAGCGCUGCAGUCCUCUGGGUUCACAGAUGUCCGAAUGGAGAACAAAAGAGAGAAACUUGUCACGUUUCAAGCUAUUUUUGCCACUGCUGUGAAGUAAAAUUACUGUGUGAUAUGAUAAGAUAUCUGUCCUGCCUGCCAGGAUCGAAUGUAUUUCAAUUUGUUGUUGAAUAAUAAACAUUUGAACUGUGGCUGUAAA
This is a messenger RNA of Ctenopharyngodon idella (grass carp), 813 nucleotides long. RefSeq lists its product as uncharacterized. Gene Ontology annotation, molecular function: sterol 24-C-methyltransferase activity. The coding region runs from base 82 to 714 and encodes 210 amino acids. Gene Ontology annotation, cellular component: endoplasmic reticulum. The record is from RefSeq and is a predicted model, not a curated record. Gene Ontology annotation, biological process: sterol biosynthetic process. The transcript is spliced from 3 exons. NCBI's taxonomy places the organism in Eukaryota, Metazoa, Chordata, Actinopteri, Cypriniformes, Xenocyprididae.